Molecule: messenger RNA, 2774 nt
Organism: Lutzomyia longipalpis
Lineage: Eukaryota; Metazoa; Arthropoda; Insecta; Diptera; Psychodidae
Gene: Akt
Product: RAC serine/threonine-protein kinase
Exons: 7
Coding region: 514-2049 (511 amino acids)
Biological process (GO): protein phosphorylation
Molecular function (GO): ATP binding; protein serine/threonine kinase activity
Source: RefSeq, a predicted model, not a curated record
AGGAAAAGCCAGUCUGUGAGUGUUAUUAUUGGACACCCGUAUAUUUUGCUUGAAGUGCAUUUUUUCUCUCCACCAAAUAAAAUCUUCCCAAAAAUCCCCCAAAAAGUGGCAUUAAAGUGCUCCCGUGUUGUUGCUGCGUGAAGAAGGAUAGACCAUUGAGACGCCUGGAAUGCGGACGUGAUUGCGGGCGGAGACGGCGAGUGAAAGUUGUGGUGGCAUUUUCCAAAAAGAAAAAAAGCAUCGCGCAGUUUGGGAUAAAUUUUGUGUCGCAGUGCCCCAAUUCUCAGCAUCUCCCACCCCACAAACGGAGAACAAGCUGCUGCCUGAUCUGGAGGAGGACAAAAACGGCGCGACACGUUGAACCCUGCGUGGGACGUAGAAGGAUGCACAGCACAUUGACGGCGUGUGAGGUGCAAUAAGCGCUCGGAUCCUCUGACAAGGAAACUUGCUAAGAGAAGCUGCUUCUGCUGCAAGUGUGUUAAAUUUAAAUAAAUAAGAAAAAGAAGCGACGCAAUGUCUGCGGCCACAUUUAGUGGCUCCCCGGAGGCGGCUGUGGUGAAAGAAGGCUGGCUGUUUAAGCGCGGUGAGCACAUAAAAAAUUGGCGAUCGCGGUACUUUGUGCUGCGUAACGAUGGCACCCUGAUGGGCUACAAAACGCGCCCCGACACUUCGGCACCCGCGGAGCGUCUCAAUAAUUUCACAGUGAAAGAUUGCCAAAUAAUGUCGAUGGAUCGACCAAAGCCCUUCACAUUCAUCAUACGCGGCCUCCAGCUCACAACCGUAAUUGAGCGAAUGUUCCACGUUGAGACGGAUCGAGAGCGGCAGGAGUGGGUGGAUGCUAUACGCUAUGUGGCCACAAGGCUACGCGAAAUUGGUGACACCUCCUGCACAACCACGGAUAUGAUUGACGUGGAUAUGGCAUCGAUUGCUGAAGAUGAGUUCUCGGAGAAGUUCUCCGUGCAGGGAACGACGUCCGUAAAGGCGAGCGGAAAGAAGAAAGUCACACUGGAAAACUUUGAGUUCCUUAAGGUGUUGGGUAAGGGAACGUUUGGAAAGGUGAUUUUGUGUCGUGAGAAAGCAACAGCAAAGCUGUAUGCAAUAAAGAUACUGAAGAAAGAGGUCAUCAUACAGAAGGACGAAGUGGCGCACACAUUGACAGAAAAUAGAGUUCUCAGGACGACAAAUCAUCCCUUUUUAAUUUCCCUCAAAUAUUCAUUUCAAACUGCCGACAGACUCUGCUUCGUGAUGCAGUACGUCAAUGGUGGGGAAUUGUUCUUCCACCUUAGCAGGGAUCGUGUCUUCUCCGAGGAUAGGACACGAUUUUAUGGUGCUGAAAUCAUUUCAGCUCUCGGGUACUUGCAUUCUCAGGGUAUCAUCUAUCGGGACUUAAAGUUGGAGAAUUUACUCCUGGACAAGGAUGGGCACAUCAAAAUUGCGGACUUUGGCCUCUGCAAGGAGGACAUCACGUAUGGGAGGACAACAAAGACUUUCUGCGGUACCCCGGAGUACCUAGCGCCGGAGGUGCUCGAGGACAAUGACUACGGACGUGCGGUGGAUUGGUGGGGAACGGGUGUUGUAAUGUAUGAGAUGAUCAUCGGUCGGCUACCCUUCUACAAUCGCGAUCACGAUGUCCUAUUUGCCCUCAUUCUCAUGGAGGAGGUGCGAUUCCCGCGGAGUAUAUCGCAAGAAGCUCGGAGUCUCCUAACGGGCUUCCUUGCCAAAAUCCCAUCGCAGAGAUUAGGUGGUGGCCCGGAAGAUGUUAAAGAAAUCCAGGCACAUCCCUUCUUUGCCAGCAUCAAUUGGACUGAUUUAGAACAGAAAAAGAUUCCUCCACCAUUUAAACCUCAAGUGACAAAUGACACAGAUACACGCUACUUUGACUCGGAAUUCACGGGUGAGAGUGUGGAGCUGACACCACCUGAUGGCGCAGCACCUCUUGGCUCUAUUCCGGAGGAACCCUUUCCGCAGUUCACGUAUCAAGAUAUGGCCUCAACAUUGGGCACAUCCUCCCACAUUAGCAGCUCGGCCAGCCUAACGUCGAUGCAGUGAACACAUUAAACUUCCCCAGAAAACGCUUUUUUUUGGGAUGUCCUUUCUCUCAUACGUUACAGCAGAGGGAGGCCUCGACAUGUUUUGCGGUGUAAGGAGUUACCCGCGGAAAUGCAACUGAGAGAGAGAGAGAGCCGGACUGGAGGCAAAAGGUAAAAAACAAUUUAUUUUUGCGCGUGAGGGUUUUUUUUUGGUUUUUGCACAUUUUGGGGCCCAGGGAGGAAGACAAAUCAUUGAUUGGGGUGGGAAAUAGACGAGGGGCUGUGCAAAUUCAUCUGAUGAUACCAACAGAAAGUACUGCAUGUGAUCCAUUGGGGCGAUUUUGAAGCCACCAAAUAAAAUAAAAGAAAAAAAAACGUUAGAUAUUCUUGCAUCUGAAAUGAUGUGAGGAGUCAGCCAUUGAAUUGUAUAGAAAUAUUUUCAUUUUCAAUUCUGUUUUGAGUUGAGAUUUUUUUUUUGCAUAAAUUGACUAUCAUUGUAUGGGAGGGGGUGUCAUGAUGGUGGAUUUGCAACUCUCUGGGCCGCACAUAGAGCAACAAAGGGAGGAAGAACUUUUGGGUGGAAAAGGAGAAAAAAAUAUUUAAAAAGAAAAGAUAAAUAAAAUAAAGAGUGCGAGAAUGUGAGAAGAGUUUAAAAACGCGGGGUGAAGAAAAAACCCCAUUUUAGGCAUUAAAAAUUGGCAUUAAAAACGUAUAUAUAUUAAAAUUUAAGAUGAGAUAAAAUGC